AUGACUUCUCAAACUCGAUUUGAAAACGGACACGCGAUCCCAACCUUUGACCAAAAGCUACCAGGCUGUCAAUCCAGAAUGGAUGAGCCUCCUCCCCAAAGCGAGUACAUCCCGACUUGGGAUGGUGGAUACCAGCUUUACAAGGCGUGUGGCAAACUUGACGGAAGGAAAGCACUCAUCACUGGCGGAGACAGUGGUAUUGGCCGUGCCAUCGCCAUCCUAUUUGCUAUGGAGGGUGCAGAUGUUUUCAUCACCUACUUGCCUGGGGGGAGGGAAGACGCGCAAGAUACGAGGGCUUUUGUAGAAAAGUACGGUCGCAGGUGCCAUAUCAUGCAAGUAGACCUCACGACAAAGGAGAAUUGUAAGAAAGUUGUGGAGGAGGCGUUGGCUGCCAUGGGCACUAUCAACUUCCUCAUCAACAAUCAUGGACACCAAAUGCAGCGGAGUAAUAUAACUGAGCUUCCCGAGCAGCGAUGGGAACACACAUUCAACAUCAACGUCCAUUCUUUCUUUUUCCUCUCCAAGUACACACUGCCACACAUGAAGAGGGGUGAUAGUAUCAUCAACUGUGCUUCUGUCACCGCGUAUAAAGGCUCGCCUGGUCUACUCGACUACUCGACUACGAAGGGCGCCAUUGUCUCUUUCACUCGUACGUUGUCGAAUCAGUGCGUGGACCUUGGAAUCCGUGUCAACUGCGUUGCUCCUGGGCCCGUCUAUACGCCACUGAUCCCGUCCACGAUGAGCAAUGAAUCUCAAGAAAUGAAACAAGCACCGAUAGGUCGUCCUCUUCAGCCGAGUGAAAUGGCGACAUGUUUUGUAUUUCUGGCUAGUAUGGACAGCUCUUCCAUCUCGGGACAGACGAUCCACGCUAACGGUGGAACUAUGGUCAAUAGUUGA
Molecule: messenger RNA, 897 nt
Organism: Marasmius oreades (fairy-ring Marasmius)
Lineage: Eukaryota; Fungi; Basidiomycota; Agaricomycetes; Agaricales; Marasmiaceae
Exons: 3
Coding region: 1-897 (298 amino acids)
Molecular function (GO): oxidoreductase activity
Source: RefSeq, a predicted model, not a curated record